This is a messenger RNA of Exophiala oligosperma, 1475 nucleotides long. RefSeq lists its product as uncharacterized. The transcript is spliced from 2 exons. Gene Ontology annotation, molecular function: S-adenosyl-L-methionine transmembrane transporter activity. Gene Ontology annotation, cellular component: mitochondrial inner membrane. The record is from RefSeq and is a predicted model, not a curated record. Gene Ontology annotation, biological process: transmembrane transport. The coding region runs from base 71 to 1018 and encodes 315 amino acids. NCBI's taxonomy places the organism in Eukaryota, Fungi, Ascomycota, Eurotiomycetes, Chaetothyriales, Herpotrichiellaceae.
CUUCAACUACCACGCAAAAGCGACCAGCACCACGUCCAAUCUUCUCGCCUUGUAUGCAGAGGCAGAAGGUAUGACGGAGCAGAAUGUAGCGGUAUAUGAAGCUCCAGCGCCCAUUGUGGCCUCUCCAUGGACGAGAUCUCUUAUCGCAGGUGCUCUCGCCGGCAUCACUGUCGACUUCUCCCUCUAUCCUAUCGACACAAUCAAGACACGACUCCAGUCCAAUCUGGGGAGUAAUCAUGUCUCGACUCUCCCCCGGCACACUGUCGCCGGAACCCUGCGCAGCAUGUACGCCGGUCUCCCUAGUGCUAUGCUCGGCUCCAUGCCCUCUGCCGCCUUAUUCUUCUUGGUCUAUGAUGGCGUCAAGAGAGGUUUAGCCGAUGACCCGAACAAGCCCUUUUCCACCCAAGCAUACUCACACAUGCUGGCAUCGUCACUGGGCGAAAUUGCCGCAUGCGCGAUCCGUGUUCCGACCGAAGUGGUCAAGCAGCGUGCCCAAGCUGGUCUCUUCGGUGGCUCCUCGCUGCUUGCAAUUCAAGAUGUUCUCGCCCUUCGCAAGACAGACGGUCUCCCGACCAUGGUCCGCGAACUAUACAGAGGAGCAGGCAUAACAAUCAUGCGAGAAAUCCCAUUCACAAUAAUCCAGUUUAGUCUGUGGGAGUAUUUCAAGACUUCAUAUUCAACACGCCAACACAAGACCAACGGCCGCCACGAGGGCCUGGUCACGGCAAGCGAGAGCGCCGUCUUCGGUAGCGUAGCGGGAGCGAUUGCCGCUGGCAUGACUACCCCCCUCGAUGUGCUCAAGACCCGAACCAUGCUUGCGAGAAAACAGACCGGAGACUCUUUGUCCAAGAAACGAGCAGGCCCCCUGGCUGCGUUACGACAAAUAUGGCACGCGGAAGGACCGUCCGCUUUGUUCAGAGGCUUCGUCCCUCGUGUAGGGUGGAUCAGUACUGGCGGUGCCAUCUUCCUUGGAACAUAUCAAUAUGUUUCGAAUUCUUUGGCAGCAGAACACCAUUGAGCGUGCGAUCCUGCACUUUUGGAUUCGCUUUACUACACGGUGUGAAUGAUAUUCAUCACACCAGCCACAUAGACCUCGAAAACAGAGGCUCAGUUCUUGACAACUAACAUUCGGGAUGGAUGUUUGUCGGUCACAAAUUCCAAGUUGGCUGAAAGUCGGUCUCAGCAAUAGUACCGUCGGACGGACUAACAAACUGCCCUUCGUGGCUAUCAGUGCCGGCUUCAACGCCGUUCAUGCCGUCGGCACGUUUUAUGGGACGAUGGGGUGUGUUAUCGGGGGCCAUGUCUUUGUACAUGUCCCUUUGUACAUGUAUAUACCUAUGACUGAGUUUUAUCCCGUACACUCUUCGCUCAGGACAAGAAAUGAGGCUGAGUAUGGAGUACCAGGCAAGCUGCAGGGAGCGCUCCUUACUCCUGUUCGUAGAAAAUACUAUGAAUAUCAAAACAUGACAGACAUA